CAAAUGUUGCCGAAGCUACCAUCUAACCUCCCGCCUCAUCUUAGUCUCAAAUUCAUCAAAUCGUACUGUGAUUCGGGUGAUUUACGGCGUGCACGCCAGCUGUUCGAUAAAAUUACUAACCCAGAUGUGUAUUCAUGGACGGUGUUGAUAUCAGCUUAUACUAGGCGGGGUCUCCAAAAGGAAGCUAUAAAUCUGUACACCCAAUUGAGGGACAGGGAAAUCCAGCCCGAUAAAUUUGUACUUUUGUCGGUUGUCAAGGCUUGUGCCACAUCUAGAGAUCUUAUCGAGGCUCAGCGAGCUCACAGAGAUGCUGUUAUGUAUGGGUUUCAUCGGGAUCUUCUGUUGGGGAAUGCGAUGAUAGAUAUGUUUGGAAAAUGCAAGUAUCUUGAAGGAGCAAAAAGAGCGUUUCACGAUUUACAGUUCCGAGAUGUGAUUUCUUGGACUUCGAUCUGUUCUUGUUAUGUUACUUGUGGGAAUCCCAGAAUGGGCCUCCAAUCAUUUAGAGAGAUGGGGAUAGAUGGAGUGAGACCCAACUCGGUUUCACUUUCUUCGAUUCUACCUGCCUGCUCUGAUUUGAAGUGUUUAAAUUUGGGUAGAGAAAUACAUGGAUUUGUGGUGAAAAAUGGGUUAGGAGCAAAUGUAUUUAUUAGUAGUGCACUUAUGGAUAUGUAUGCUAGCUGCUUAUGUAUCAAAGAGGCUGAGCUGGUAUUUGAUACAAUGGUUCACAGAGAUAUUGUGUCUCAUAAUGUGAUGAUAUCGGCAUAUUUUGAAAAUGGAGAAGCUGAGAAAGCACUGGCCAUAUUCACAAGGAUGAAAGAUGAAGGUUCUAAGUUAAAUUAUGCAUCCUGGAAUGCAGUUAUUUCUGGGUGCUUGCAAGCUGGGCGAACACAACAAGCAUUAGGGUUACUUACCGAAAUGCAAGAAGCAGGGUUCAACCCCAAUCAGAUUACAUUGACUGCUGGCCUGACUGCAUGUACAAACUUAGAAAGCUUGAGGGGAGGCAAGGAAAUUCAUGGUUAUAUCUUUAGGCAUUGUUUCUUGGAUGACAUAACUGCCUUAACUGCUCUUAUCUUUAUGUAUGCUAAAUGUGGCAAACUUGAAUUCUCUCGAAAGGCAUUUGAGAUGAUGUCCAGAAGAGAUACUGUUGCUUGGAACACGAUGAUUAUUGCAAAUUCAAUGCAUGGGAAUGGAGAGGAAGCCUUGGUACUCCUUAGUGAAAUGCUAAAGUCAGGCGUCAAGCCCAAUGCGGUAACUUUUACAGGAGUUCUUUCUGGUUGUAGCCACUCAAGGCUAGUAGAUGAGGGCCUGUCUAUCUUCUACUCAAUGAGUCGGGUUCAUUUGAUAGAACCAGAUGCUGAGCACCAUUCUUGUCUAGUAGAUGUUUUGAGUCGUGCUGGUCGCUUAGAAGAGGCAUACCGGUUCAUACAAGAUAUGGUGAUAGAACCAACUGCUUCUGCUUGGGGAGCAUUGCUUGGUGCUUGCAGAGUGUAUAAGAAUGUUGAUUUGGCACGAAUUGCAGCAACACGGCUAUUUGAGAUUGAGCCACACAACUCCGGGAAUUAUGCUUUACUAUCUAACAUCCUUGUAAAUGCCAAACUAUGGGGAGAAGCAUCAGAAACUAGAAAAUUGAUGAGGGAUAGAGGAAUCAAGAAAGAGCCAGGUUGUAGUUGGGUACAAGUCAGGAAUAAAGCACACGUUUUUGUCGCUGGCGACAAGAGAAAUGAGCACAGUGAUGCUAUUUACAAGUUCUUGAGUAAUAUGAGUGAAAAAAUGAGGCAAGACGGGUACUUGCCUGACACAGAGUUUGUCCUUCAAGAUCUGGACCUAGAGGAGAAAGAAGACACCUUGUGCAAUCACAGUGAGAAACUUGCUGUGGCUUUUGGAAUACUGAAUUUGAAUGGUGAAUCAUCCAUUACUGUGUUCAAGAAUUUGAGAAUUUGUGGUGACUGCCAUAAUGCCAUAAAGUUCAUGGCAAAAAUUGUUGGUGUGACGAUCGUUGUGAGAGAUUCAUUAAGGUUUCAUCAUUUUAGAGAUGGGCAUUGCUCCUGUAAAGAUUUUUGGUGAUGUUUGGCUCCUUGUUGAAAAAAGAUCAGAAAAACUGUCACUCACAAAAUCAACAGCAUUGGUUCAGGAAUUGGACCAUAAAUUAUGGCAAUAUUCUCAACAUCACAUUUGAUAGCUUGUUUGUGGUCAAAAUCCAGGUACAAACUCAUGAUACCAUUUGA
Messenger RNA from Cynara cardunculus var. scolymus (artichoke), 2225 nucleotides. RefSeq names its product pentatricopeptide repeat-containing protein At1g20230-like. Gene Ontology annotation, molecular function: RNA binding; protein binding; zinc ion binding. The coding region runs from base 4 to 2064 and encodes 686 amino acids. The transcript has a single exon. Lineage: Eukaryota; Viridiplantae; Streptophyta; Magnoliopsida; Asterales; Asteraceae. Gene Ontology annotation, biological process: RNA modification. The record is from RefSeq and is a predicted model, not a curated record.